This is a messenger RNA of Dimorphilus gyrociliatus, 1780 nucleotides long. NCBI's taxonomy places the organism in Eukaryota, Metazoa, Annelida, Polychaeta, Dinophilidae. The record is from the annotation of a GenBank genome assembly.
AAUGGGUCUUGAAGAAGCUAUGAUCUAUUUAGGACGUUGUGGCCCGUAUCAAGUAAUUACAUAUUUGAUAAUAGUUGUUUCAAUGAAUCUUCCAACGACAUGGCAAUUGUACGGAAUUGUCUUUGAAGGUCCAAGUGUACCCUUACGUUUCUCUUGCUUUCCAAGGCCCAGUGAUGGAUUCUCUCCUAAAACUCAACCGAAUUCGGCUUGCGAACAAUACAAGCUCAUCAAGGAGAUUAAUUCUUCAGAUGUUGUCGAAAUUAUUCCCAAUCAAUUUAAUCAGACCGUAGGAAAUAUUACCUACUUUUACAGUAAAAAGGAAAAGAUAGAAUGCAGUCAUUUCGUUUACCACCCAUCGUUAAAUGGCUAUACUAAUGGUGACAAAGUUACAACUAUUCAACAAGAAUGGAAUCUUGUAUGCAAAAACGAAAUGUGGGUCUCUUGGUCGCAGGUUGUUUUUACAGCAGGUAUAUCUGUUGGAGCUGCACUCUGCCCCCCGUUUGGCGAUUAUUUUGGUCGUAAAAAGUUAUUCUUUCUAUGUCAAUUUGCGAUGGGUAUUUGCGGGCUAGCAAUGGCAUUCAGCCCAAAUUUACUGUCAUUUUGCUCGUUUCAAUUUUUAACUGGUGGCUUUUCUAUGGCAAACAACUUAGCAGGCUUUGUUAUUGCAUGCGAGCUCUUCCCGAAAGAUACAAGAUCGAUUUUGUCUCCUCUAAUUUACGUGUUUUUUGCUAUUGGUACAAGUUUAUUAUCACUAUGGGCUUUUAUCUUUCCUAAUUGGCGACAUCUACAAUUUGCAUUUUCAAUACCACCUCUUAUCACAUUGCUAUAUUAUCCAUUCUGUCCCGAAAGUUGGAGGUGGCUAAUAUCUAAAGGUCGUUAUGCAGAAGUAGAAAAAUUAUUGGAUAAAGCUGCUAGGUUUAACAAGCUUGACCCAGUUCCUAGGCAUAUUCUAUAUGACAAAUCCGAUUCAAUUCCAAAUAUGACUGAGAGGAAGCAGAUCAUGUGGAAUUAUUUCAAACAACCAAAACUACUUAUGUAUACUGCGGCUAUGUGUUUUGCAUACAAAGCUAACAAUUUGGUUUAUUAUGGUUUAAAUUUAAUGAGUGGAGCACUCGCUGGAGAUCCUUACUUGAAUUUUUUCAUAUUAACCAUCGUAGAGGUAAUCAGUGUAGCUAUGGCGGUUAUUGCCGUUAGUAUAUACGGUAGACGAUAUCCAAUUAUGACGUUCUUUUUUACGUCAUCUAUCUUUCUCUUUAUCGCUGUUAUCUUUAAUACGGUUACUCAACUGGAAACUAUUAUUGGUACAGAAAAUAAAUUCCUGUGUGUAACUGCCUUUACAAUCUUGGGUAAAUUAUGUAUUACGUCUGCAUGUUGCGUAAUACUUGUCUAUGUUCAAGAGAUCUUUCCUACAUUUAUGAGAUCAACUGGAAUAGGUAUUGUAGCUGGUGUAGGUAAUAUUGGAGCAGUAUUAUCUCCUCUCUCCUUACUAUCGUCGAAUCUAGACAUAACAAAGUAUUGGAUACCCACGACUAUUUUUGGAUUUGUUAGCCUGUCAGCGGGGUUCUUUGUUCUUCUCCUACCAGAAACUAUGGGAAGAGAGUUGCCGUCAACGAUCGAAGAUAUCCUCCAUAUGCCUUACAGUUUAAAUGAAGAGGAAAAGCGUAAAUCAAGGCAGACUGCCUGGUCGAUUUUUAAGUGUUCAUUCAAAGAUAUUGAAGAAGAAAAGCACGAAAUGAAUGAAAGAAUGAAGGCAAACACUAAUAAAUCAGAUAAUCUCUGA